Molecule: messenger RNA, 6186 nt
Organism: Phacochoerus africanus (Common warthog)
Lineage: Eukaryota; Metazoa; Chordata; Mammalia; Artiodactyla; Suidae
Gene: ABR
Product: ABR activator of RhoGEF and GTPase
Exons: 23
Coding region: 114-3674 (1186 amino acids)
Biological process (GO): intracellular signal transduction; protein phosphorylation; positive regulation of GTPase activity
Cellular component (GO): membrane
Molecular function (GO): GTPase activator activity; protein serine/threonine kinase activity; guanyl-nucleotide exchange factor activity
Source: RefSeq, a predicted model, not a curated record
CUGGGGCUGAAGUGAAGGGCAGGCGACUGCGCCAGCACCGAGAGAGCCGGGCCCGCCCCCGGCCCGCUGAGCGCCGAGGAGCUGGGCCGCGGCGGCCUGGAGGGGCGCCCGGCAUGUGGGACCCCCAGGACUUUGAGCGCCACUGGCAGGCCGAGUUCCCCGGGGAGGACGUGCCUGUCAUGCGGUUGGAGUCGGUGCUAGACAUGGAGCGCGAACUGGAGCGCAGCAGACUCAACCUGAAGUGGCUGCAACAGGUGCUGGCUGAGGAGAAGUUCAAAGUCGUCUACCUGCAGGCGGCCCUGGAGAAGCGGGACCUCGGCAGCGGGCGCCUGGAGGGCGGAGACGGCGACAGCGGGGGAACCUCGGCCGAGGAGCCGGCGCCCGCCGGGCCAGAGCGAGAGCCACAGCCAAGCGAGGAGGAGGGCGCAGCGGGCGGCGGCGGAGACCCCCGGGGCCCCUCCAUCCCCGACCCGGAGGUGGCCGCGAAGGCCGAGAGUCCCCCAUUCGUGAGCCUGGACCUCCCCCGCUGGCGCGGGGCGGCGGGGGCAGGGGGCGCGGUGCGCAGCUUGACUGCAGCCAUCCACCAGCAGCUCCUGCAGCCUCGCCUCCUCUUCAGGCCCCGGGAGGACUGCGCGCCCCCCGGGCACGAUGGCACAGUUCCCGGCGCCGCAGGAGAGGAGCGGUCCGCCGGGAACCGCGCGGGGCGGGGCUCGGAGGAGGGCGAGCCGGACGCCUUGGGCGCGGACGAUGGGGGCGACAGCAGUGACCAUGACUUCGAGAUGGUGGAUUUGAAUGAGAAAUUCGUCCUUGGUCAGCUGCUCGUGGCCCCCUGCCGGCCCGGGACCUGCUAUGAGGCUGAAAAGCCGGCGCGGGCGUGCAACACCCAUCGUUUGAAGCACCUGAUCCUCGGCGGCCGGCGGCAGCUGCGCGGGAGCCGCGACCUGGAGCAACUGGAGGCAGAGGCCAAGGACGGGCGGGGCUCGCCCCCGGUGGCAGAGGAGCCGCCACGGCGGAGGGCUCGCGAGCACCUCCCCCCGUGGCGGCGCAAGAGGUACCUGGGGUUGCCGGAGCGGGACUCGCCGGGCCACAGCUCGCCGGAGAGGGGCAGUGACUGCAGCUACAACAGCUCCGACCACGAGGACGGCUCCUUGGCAGACUUCAGCUACGGGGCAGACGACUACGACGGAGAGGGGAAUGAGGAGCAGAAGGGGCCCCCGGAGGGCUCGGAGACCAUGCCGUACAUCGACGAGUCGCCCACCAUGUCACCCCAGCUCAGCGCCCGGAGCCAGGGCGGCGGGGACAGCAUCUCCCCCACCCCACCUGAGGGGCUGGCACCAGGGGUGGAAGCAGGGAAAGGCCUGGAGAUGAGGAAGCUGGUUCUCUCGGGCUUCCUGGCCAGUGAAGAGAUCUACAUUAACCAGCUGGAAGCUCUUCUGCUGCCCAUGAAACCCCUGAAGGCCACAGCCACCACCUCCCAGCCCGUGCUCACCAUCCAACAGAUCGAGACCAUCUUCUAUAAGAUCCAGGACAUCUACGAGAUCCACAAGGAGUUCUAUGACAACCUCUGCCCCAAGGUGCAGCAGUGGGACAGCCAGGUCACCAUGGGCCACCUCUUCCAGAAGCUGGCCAGCCAGCUUGGUGUGUACAAAGCAUUUGUGGAUAACUAUAAAGUCGCUCUGGAGACAGCUGAGAAGUGCAGCCAGUCCAACAACCAAUUCCAGAAGAUCUCUGAGGAACUCAAAGUGAAAGGUCCCAAGGACUCCAAGGACAGCCACACGUCAGUCACAAUGGAAGCUCUGCUCUACAAACCCAUUGACCGGGUCACCAGGAGCACCCUGGUCCUACAUGACCUACUGAAGCACACCCCCGUGGACCACCCAGACUACCCACUGCUCCAGGAUGCCCUCCGCAUCUCACAGAACUUCCUGUCCAGCAUCAAUGAGGACAUUGACCCCCGCCGGACUGCAGUCACAACCCCCAAGGGGGAGACGCGGCAGCUGGUGAAGGACGGCUUCUUGGUGGAAGUGUCGGAGAGUUCCCGGAAGCUGCGGCACGUCUUCCUCUUCACAGACGUCCUACUCUGCGCCAAGCUGAAGAAGACAUCAGCGGGGAAGCACCAGCAAUAUGACUGCAAAUGGUACAUCCCACUGGCUGACCUAGUGUUUCCAUCCCCCGAGGAGUCUGAGGCCAGCCCCCAGGUGCACCCCUUCCCAGACCACGAGCUAGAGGACAUGAAAAUGAAGAUCUCUGCCCUUAAGAGUGAAAUUCAGAAGGAGAAAGCCAACAAGGGACAGAGCCGGGCCAUCGAGCGCCUGAAAAAGAAGAUGUUUGAGAAUGAGUUCUUGCUGCUGCUCAAUUCCCCCACAAUCCCGUUUCGGAUCCACAAUCGCAAUGGAAAGAGCUACCUGUUCCUUCUGUCCUCGGACUACGAGAGGUCAGAGUGGAGAGAAGCAAUUCAGAAACUACAGAAAAAAGAUCUCCAGGCCUUUGUCCUGAGCUCUGUGGAGCUUCAGGUGCUCACGGGAUCCUGUUUCAAACUUCGGACAGUGCACAACAUUCCUGUCACCAGCAAUAAAGACGACGACGAGUCUCCAGGACUCUAUGGCUUCCUGCAUGUCAUCGUCCACUCCGCCAAGGGGUUUAAGCAGUCAGCCAACCUGUACUGUACCCUGGAAGUGGAUUCCUUUGGCUACUUUGUCAGCAAAGCCAAAACCAGGGUGUUCCGGGACACAACAGAGCCCAAGUGGGACGAGGAGUUCGAGAUUGAGCUGGAGGGCUCUCAGUCCCUGAGGAUCCUGUGCUACGAGAAGUGCUAUGACAAGACCAAGGUCAACAAGGACAACAACGAGAUCGUGGACAAGAUCAUGGGCAAAGGGCAGAUCCAGCUGGAUCCACAAACUGUAGAAACCAAGAACUGGCACACAGAUGUGAUUGAGAUGAAUGGGAUCAAAGUGGAAUUCUCCAUGAAGUUCACCAGCCGAGACAUGAGCCUGAAGAGGACCCCGUCCAAGAAGCAGACCGGCGUCUUCGGCGUGAAGAUCAGUGUCGUGACCAAGCGGGAGCGCUCCAAGGUGCCCUACAUCGUCCGGCAGUGUGUGGAGGAGGUGGAGAAGAGGGGCAUCGAGGAGGUCGGCAUCUACCGGAUAUCAGGGGUGGCCACAGACAUCCAGGCGCUGAAGGCCGUCUUCGACGCCAAUAACAAGGACAUCCUGCUAAUGCUGAGCGACAUGGACAUCAACGCCAUCGCCGGCACCCUCAAGCUCUACUUCCGGGAGCUGCCGGAGCCCCUCCUCACAGACCGCCUCUACCCCGCCUUCAUGGAGGGCAUCGCCCUGUCAGACCCUGCUGCCAAGGAAAACUGCAUGAUGCACCUGCUCCGCUCCCUGCCCGACCCCAACCUUAUCACCUUCCUCUUCCUGCUGGAACACUUGAAAAGGGUUGCUGAGAAGGAGCCUGUCAAUAAGAUGUCCCUUCACAACCUGGCUACUGUGUUUGGCCCCACGUUACUGAGACCUUCGGAAGUGGAGAGCAAAGCACACCUCACGUCAGCUGCCGACAUCUGGUCCCACGAUGUCAUGGCACAGGUCCAGGUCCUCCUCUACUACCUGCAGCACCCCCCCAUUUCCUUCGCAGAACUGAAGCGGAACACACUGUACUUCUCCACCGACGUGUAGCCCGAGGCGGGCGUGGCUGUGGGGGCGGCCGGAGCCGGCCCCUCCAGCCGGGGCCCCAACUCAGACUCUAGGGACUACAACAGAGAGCUCCCAAACCCAGCGCGCCAGACUCCAAGGGACACAGAUUUCCAAGAACUGGAAGACGUGCGUCUUUUGUGCCACCUUGUACAAAGCCAGCUGACCCGCACCCCGGGCUCCGCCCUCUGUCCCCCUAGUUGUGUCUAAUGCUCCGUGCCGUUCGGGAAUUGUUUCACGUCUGUCUGUCAUGCGGAAGAGGUAGUGACCGACCUGGUGUGGGCACACAGACGGCCUGCUUUGUUCUUUCAUUUCCCCAACACUUUCUUGCCUCCUGAGUCCAGUCCAAGGGCUUUUAUUUCGCUCUGUAAGCGCUGCCAGCUUCUCCUCUCUUGGCCCUGCUCCCAGAUCGCCGUCUCCUGGCAGCCUCCCGUCUUCCUCCCCCCUCUCCUCCCUCCCCGCCUGCCCGCCUGCAUGUGCAGCCUUGGUUUUUGAUCCAUCGCCUCAAAAGUCGGAGGCAGCCCUGGACGGCGGUGGCAGUGGUGGCUGUCAGAUGCUGCCACUUGCCGCCCCUGGCGCACUCUGUGCCCUCCGCCCGCGGAUGCGCCCGCUUGCCUUGCUGCCUGUGCAAAUGUUGGACAAGGAGACGGACUCACACUAAUCCUCAGCUUAGCACAGGCUGGAGAGCAGAUUUCUGGGAUUUUUCCACUUGAGAAUCUCCGUUUCUGGGGUUUACCUGUUGUCUCCGGUGCGGCAUCUUUGAGUGUCGCUUCUGCUUUUCAGUUCCCUUUUCCCUGGUGUUCUGUUUCCUUUGAGUGUAGACUUACAGGUGACCUGCUAUCAGGGCAGCCAGAGGGUCAGGAAGGAACGCAGGGAGGUGGGCGGGGCGGGACCCAUCCGGGUGGGCAUUCAGAGGAGCAGCAGGGAACUCGGGGGCACGAGGCUCCGGGCAGCGAGGCGUUGCAGUGGCUUUUUAAGUGGAGCCCCGCUUCCGGGGGCGCACCUACUAUGGCUGAGGCAGGUGUCCAGAAACGGGCAGGCUCCACAGGAGGGCUCAGCCUUCCCCGCGUCUCACAGACCUCGUGGUACCUUUGCCUUAGAUUUUACACACUUUCUCCACAGCCAAGCACUGCCAUGGGCAGCCCCACGGCCACGGGUGCUCCAGGGCCUGGGAAAGGCGGGCGUGGUCCAGCAGUAGCCAGCCGUCAUGGUGCUGCCCCCCGACCCCCGGCUUCUGGAUGCAGCCUUUCAGGCGAGCUCUGGGCAACGCCACAAGGUGGGGAAGAAGCAGGAGUCCCUGGCACCUGCCUCUCUUGGGACUGGGUUUUGCAGGGGACCCUCGUUGUUGACGCUCUACUGCAGAGUUGGGACCAGCAGGUUCCACUCCCAACCUUGAGGCCCUCCUGGGAAGGAAUGAGAAGCACCCCAAAGGGCAGUUUUUCGCACCAGAGCAGAGGCUGCCAGCCUAUGGCAGCUGGCCUGGGAGGGCACACAGCUCCCUGGCUCUCCUGUGUGGCAGAGACUAGAUUCUCGGCCCUCACGAGUGGCGAGAACAGCUCCCCUGGCCUGAGCUCAGGGCCGUCAUAGAGGACGGUGUGGGGCCUUAAAGCUGUAGCACUUGCUCAGUGAGAGGAAGGGCCCUUUCUCACCUUGUUUACGCCUGUUGCCCAAUCGUGGGCAGAACGGUACACAUUUUGUGCGUAUCAGAGGAAAGAUAUGCCUUAGAGGAGGGAAAGACUGGCCGCCCAGCUGCCUGUUAGCAGCUGAGCAAGGAGCCCUGCUCCCCGAGACAGGUGGAGAAGGAAUGCCACUUGCGUCUAAAGAUCCCCAGUGUCUGACUGUCCCUGGAGCCUGCUUGGCCCUCGGGAGCUGGUGUGUGACAUGGAAGGCUCUUGCUGCCAGAGCCACUGACUGGAACGAACAUUGAAUGGAGGCCCAGCCAGAGCUACUUUCAGCCCCAAAUGGGUACCUCCCACCUCCCCAAACAAGGGACGUUUGCUUCUCAGCAUCAGGUUGCUACUGCAGCCCCCAGCCUUGCUGAGGCAGUUAGGAGAACCGGCUGGGAAACGCGAAAGGCCCAGAAUAGUUACCAAUUCCACCCCCGGAGUGGGGAGGGUGAGACCAGACCUGGACUAAGCUGUACCAAGGAAAACAGCCCAUGGGUUCUCCUGGGAGACGACAGGGACUAUGCAGCCCAGAACCCCCAGCCGUGGUCCCCAGCAGGGCAGCUAUGCCAACAGGCGCCCAGCAGACAGGCUGCAGGAGUCCCGUAUGCCUGUCCUGCCGGCAGUGGCCGUGCGCUGCCGGUGUUUGCUGAUACAGGUAGGAGGGGACCCUUCGUUAAUAUUUGACUUUAAUAAGUUGGUAAGGAUAUAUUUUUCUUUGGUCUAUGUUCUGUUUCAACUUAUGUAGAUUAUUAUAAAUUGAUGUAAACCACAUGAAAGGAAAACGUUAAUAAAAAAAAAAAUGCAAAGCGCCAACAUUUGCACAGAACUCA